Messenger RNA from Zingiber officinale, 1637 nucleotides. RefSeq names its product amidase 1-like. The record is from RefSeq and is a predicted model, not a curated record. The transcript has 9 exons. NCBI's taxonomy places the organism in Eukaryota, Viridiplantae, Streptophyta, Magnoliopsida, Zingiberales, Zingiberaceae. The coding region runs from base 101 to 1423 and encodes 440 amino acids.
GUGAACUCUAGCCUGACACUACUGAAAACGAGAGGCGGAGUUGGGAUAAGGAGCCACAAGCGAAAGCGAGGGAGAAGGGGAAGCUGCUGCGCUGCGCGACAUGGCGCUGAAACCAAACCUUGAUCCCUUCGGGGCCUUCCUCAACAAUCUGCGACUCCUUCCGCCGCCAUCUUCUUCCCCCGAUCAACCCCCUCCCCUACUCCGUGGCCUCACAUUCGCUGUCAAAGACAUAUUCGACAUUACCGGCUGCACUACCGGGUUUGGGAACCCCGACUGGGCUAGGACGCAUACGGCACCGACCUUCACUGCUCCCUCUGUACUGGCCGUUCUCGAAGCUGGUGCGACAUGCGUGGGUAAAACUGUCAUGGAUGAGAUGGCAUACAGCAUUAAUGGAGAAAACUAUCAUUAUGGCACACCAACUAAUCCAUGUGCCCCUGAUAGAGUCCCUGGCGGAUCAUCAAGUGGAUCUGCAGUAGCGGUUGCUGCAAAUCUAGUUGACUUUUCACUAGGAACUGAUACCGGUGGAAGUGUUAGAGUUCCUGCUUCUUAUUGUGGAAUUUUUGGUUUCCGUCCUUCGCAUGGCAUUAUUUCCACAGUAGGUGUAACUCCAAUGGCACAAAUCUUUGACACUGUAGGAUGGUUUGCUAGAGACCCUAUUACCCUGACUCGGGUAGGCCAGGUUCUGCUACCGUCAUCAUCCAACACAACAGGAUUACCAACACAAUUUGUUGUUCCAGGCGAUUGCUUCGAGUAUUUGGGUUCUCCCAGUGAUAAAGUCUCUCAAAUUCUCAAAAAUUCUGUGAAAAAGAUAUUUGGUUCUAGUUUACUUAAUGAUGUAAAUCUUGGUGACUACAUUUACCAUAAUGUUCCAAGUUUGCUGAAGUUCAUUAGUGGGUUAUAUGCAAAUCAAGAAUCUACUGUACCAGUUCUUGCAGCUCUCUCACAUGCCAUGCGGCUACUUCAAAGAUUUGAGUUCAAAACAAAUCAUGAAGCUUGGUUGAAUUCAACAAAACCUACUUUAGGUCCUGGAAUACUGGAACGGGUAUCUGAAGCUCUUAAUGCAACAUAUGAAGACUCGGAAUUAUGUCAUCCUAUAAGAAGCGAGCUUCAAGUGUCAUUGUCGAACCUUUUGCAGGACAACGGAGUUCUUGCACUGCCUACAAUUCCUGGCGCCCCACCUAAAUUAAACAUGGAGGUCGAUAAGCUGGGCAACUUUCGAUCUAAGGCAUUUUCCUUGCUUUCUAUUGCUGGAAUGUCUGGAUAUUGCCAGAUUUCUAUACCACUUGGGAUGCAUGAUGGCCUUCCUGUGUCCGUUUCCCUUUUAGCGAAGCAUAAUUCAGAUCUUUUUCUACUAAAUCUAGCUCAAACACUUUAUGGCGCCCUUAAGGAGCAAGCAAGCAUAGCUUGGGAAGAUGCUAAUUAAGUGUAAUUAUCAAAAGAGAAGUUGUUUAUUUGAGUCUCUUGUACACUAUAUGAUCUCUAGUUUCGUUUGAAUUUUCCCCAUUUGUUAUUCUAAAAAAAAAAAAAAUAAAGAUAAUUAAUGUAUACUUUAUCAUUAACACUCAUGAUUUCUUGAUGUUGUAAGUUUAUGUAAAUGGAGUUAUAUAAUUGAAUCCUUUCAGCGAUUGUUGGGGUCA